AUGACUGGACUGGACAUUGAUAACGAUGUUAUAAUCGAAAUAUUCUGCAUAAUCACAAAUGGAAACCUGGAUGUAAUGGACGAGAGCGGGUGGGGGGCAGUGAUCCACCAGCCCAAGGAGAGAAUGGACAAAAUGGACGAGUGGUGUACUCGGACCCAUGGCGAGAAUGGCUUGACGGCAGCGGUCAUCGCGUCGAAAACGACUCCCGAGCAAGCAGCCACCGGCCUCCUUGAAUACAUCAAGAAAUUUAUUCCGGAGCCCAAGCGCGGGUUGCUCGCCGGGAACAGCAUACAUGCGGACAAGGCGUUCUUGCGUCAGGAGCCAUACAAGCAAGUGGUAGACCAUCUACAUUACAGGCUAUUCGAUGUCAGCACUAUGAAGGAGGCUUUGAAACGAUGGGGCACUCUAGACUUGCUGUUGGGGCUCCCCAAGAAGAAGAACAGCCAUACUGCUAAGGAAGAUAUACUCGAGAGCAUAGAGGAAGCGAGAUACUUCAAGGAGGCCGUUUUCCAGAAGAAGUGA
Drepanopeziza brunnea f. sp. 'multigermtubi' MB_m1 is the source of this 522-nucleotide messenger RNA. RefSeq lists its product as uncharacterized. Gene Ontology annotation, cellular component: mitochondrion. Gene Ontology annotation, molecular function: 3'-5'-RNA exonuclease activity; nucleic acid binding. NCBI's taxonomy places the organism in Eukaryota, Fungi, Ascomycota, Leotiomycetes, Helotiales, Drepanopezizaceae. The record is from RefSeq and is a predicted model, not a curated record.